AUGGCUAAAAUUGGUAUUUUUCUCUCUUACUACCGGCCUUGGGCUGCUAGUGCACUGGUUUUUGCGAUCUAUCGUCAGGUGCUCUGCGAUCAGAACUAUACAAUUCGAAAUGCGCUGCUUUACAUUACAAAGUCCUUACUCGGUUUCUUAAGCAUUUGGGCUUUCUAUACGGUGUUUGUGUAUCCACGAUUUUUCAGUCCGCUGAGGCAUCUACCGCAGCCAAAGACUGCAAGUUUUAUCAAUGGAAAUUGGGCAGAGUCUGUUAGCGAGUCUGCUGGUCUGCCAUUUCGACAUUGGUCAAGGACAAUCGAAAACAAUGGAUUGAUCAGAUAUCAACACCUGUUCAAUCAAGAGAGACUCGUUGUCACUAGCCCGGAGGGCUUGAAGGAAGUCUUGGGGCAGAACAGUUAUGACUAUGUGAAGCCUCAUCUGCUUCGUGCAAUGGUUGGCAAGAUCCUGGGCUAUGGACUGCUGCUUUCAGAAGGAGACGUUCACAAGUUGCAACGAAAGAAUCUCAUGCCAGCCUUCAGCUUCCGUCACAUCAAGGAGCUAUAUCCUGUGUUCUGGAGCAAGGCACAAGAACUUGUCUACGGUAUUGAGAAAGAACUAAGUGAAGGCCCUAGUACUGAGAUUGAUAUCGUUGACUGGGCAAGUCGAGCAUCUCUAGACAUCAUCGGCUCUGCAGGAAUGGGCCACGAAUUCAAUUCUCUCUCAGACCCUAGUAUCGAAGAUACCAUGAAGAUGUACGGAUCUAUGGUGAAGCAGAGUCGUGGCGCCAAACUCCUGACUGUCCUUCAGCUUGUCCUUCCUUCCAUCAUUACGGACUAUCUCCCCUUCCAGAGGAACAUGGGCGUUUUGGCUGCGUCUAGAGCUGCAAGGGAGACAUCCCAGAGGCUCAUCAACGCCAAAAAGGUUCAGAUGGCUGCCAAGGAGAAGCUUUCUCCUGAUAUCAUCUCUACGGCUCUUGAAUCCGGUCAUUUUACGGAUGAGGGUCUGGUCGAUACCAUGAUGACCUUUUUGGCAGCUGGACAUGAAACCAGUGCUGCGGCGCUCACAUGGACAGUCUUUCUAUUGGCAAAGAAUCAUGACAUUCAGGACCGUCUGCGGGAUGAGAUUCGUCAGAAUGUUGAUGGUCUCAGUGCUGAAGUAGACUCCAAAAAGCUCGAUGGCCUCUCAUAUCUCCAUGCGGUCUGCCAAGAAUCACUAAGGCUCUACGCACCAAUCCCCUUUACCGUCCGCGAUGCCCUGAAGGACACUUCUAUUCUUGGCACAUUCAUUCCCAGGGGCACAAUGGUCAUUCUCUGUCCAUGGGCUAUUAACAGAGCCCACGAACUAUGGGGUCCAGACGCAGAUGACUUCAACCCCGAGCGAUGGAUGGCGCCCGGACAGGCCAACUCGGGCGGCUCCAAGAACAACUAUGCAAACUUGACCUUUCUGCACGGCCCGCGGAGUUGCAUUGGACAGAAGUUCUCCCUGGCCGAGCUCAUGGCUCUUACGUGUGCGUUGGUCGGUCGUUACAGGUUUGACAUAGCGAAGGAUUACGAGGUGCGGGACAUCACGGAUGGGAUUGUGGCAAAGCCCAGCAAUGGCCUGAAAGUGUCUGUAGAGGCGGUUCAGGGCUGGUAA
Molecule: messenger RNA, 1626 nt
Organism: Fusarium sp. VM40
Lineage: Eukaryota; Fungi; Ascomycota; Sordariomycetes; Hypocreales; Nectriaceae
Source: the annotation of a GenBank genome assembly